AUGUACACCAUCGUCCAACAGCAAACACAACCCGUUCCUCCCUACCACUCACCUAUGUACACCAUCGUCCGUCAGCAAACACAACCCGUUCCUCCCUACCACUCACCUAUGUACACCAUCAUCCAACAGCAAACACAACCCGUUCCUCCCUACCAUGCGCCUAUGUACACCAUCGUCCAACAGCAAACACAACCCGUUCCUCCCUACCACUCACCUAUGUACACCAUCGUCCAUCAGCAAACACAACCCGCUCCUCCCUACCACUCACCUAUGUACACCAUCGUCCAUCAGCAAACACAACCCGUUCCUCCCUGCCACUCACCUCUAUACACCAUCGUCCAACAGCAAACACAACCCGUUCUACACUACCACUUACCUAUGUACACCAUCGUCCAACAGCAAACCCAACCCGUUCCUCCCUACCACUCACCUAUGUACACCAUCGUCCAACAGCAAACACAACCCGUUCCUCCCUACCACUCACCUAUGUACACCAUCGUCCAACAGCAAACACAACCCGUUCCUCCCAACCACUCACCUAUGUACACCAUCGUCCACCAGCAAACACAACCCGUUCCUCCCUACCACUCACCUAUGUACACCAUCGUCCAUCAGCAAACACAACCCGUUCCUCCAAACCACUCACCUAUGUACACCAUCGUCCAACAGCAAACACAACCCGUUCCUCCCUACCACUCACCUAUGUACACCGUCGUCCAACAGCAAACACAACCCGUUCCUCCCUACCACUCACCUAUGUACACCGUCGUCCAACAGCAAACACAACCCGUUCCUCCCUACCACUCACCUAUGUACACCGUCGUCCAACAGCAAACACAACCCGUUCCUCCCUACCACUCACCUAUGUACACCGUCGUCCAACAGCAAACACAACCCGUUCCUCCCUACCACUCACCUAUGUACACCAUCGUCCAACAGCAAACACAACCCGUUCCUCCCUACCACUCACCUAUGUACACCAUCGUCCAACAGCAAACACAACCCGUUCCUCCCUACCAUGCGCCUAUGUACACCAUCGUCCAACAGCAAACACAACCCGUUCCUCCCUACCACUCACCUAUGUACACCAUCGUCCGUCAGCAAACACAACCCGUUCCUCCCUACCACUCACCUAUGUACACCAUCAUCCAACAGCAAACACAACCCGUUCCUCCCUACCAUGCGCCUAUGUACACCAUCGUCCAACAGCAAACACAACCCGUUCCUCCCUACCACUCACCUAUGUACACCAUCGUCCAACAGCAAACACAGCCCGUUCCUCCCUACCACUCACCUAUGUACACCAUCGUCCGUCAGCAAACACAACCCGUUCCUCCCUACCACUCACCUAUGUACAGCAUCGUCCGACAGCAAACACAACCCGUUCCUCCCUACCACUCACCUAUGUACAGCAUCGUCCAACAGCAAACACAACCCGUUCCUCCCUACCACUCACCUAUGUACAGCAUCGUCCGUCAGCAAACACAACCCGUUCCUCACAACCACUCACCCAUGUACACCAUCGUCCAUCAGCAAACACAACCCGUUCCUCCCUACCACUCACCUAUGUACAGCAUCGUCCAACAGCAAACACAACCUGUUCCUCCCAACCACUCACCUAUGUACACCAUCGUCCGUCAGCAAACACAACCCGUUCCUCACAACCACUCACCCAUGUACACCAUCGUCCAUCAGCAAACACAACCCGUUCCUCCCUACCACUCACCUAUGUACAGCAUCGUCCAACAGCAAACACAACCCGUUCCUCCCUACCACUCACCUAUGUACACCAUCGUCCAACAGCAAACACAACCUGUUCUACGCUACCACUCACCUAUGUACACCAUCGUCCAUCAGCAAACACAACCCGUUCCUCCCUACCACUCACCUAUGUACAGCAUCGUCCAACAGCAAACACAACCCGUUCCUCCCUACCACUCACCUAUGUACACCAUCGUCCAACAGCAAACACAACCCGUUCUACGCUACCACUCACCUAUGUACACCAUCGUCCAACUGCAAACACAACCCGUUCCUCCCUACCACUCACCUAUGUACACCAUCGUCCAACAGCAAAUACAACCUGUUCCUCCCUACCACUCACCUAUGUACACCAUCGUCCAACUGCAAACACAAUCCGUUCCUCCCUACCACUCACCUAUAUACACCAUCGUCCAACAGCAAACACAACCCGUUCCUCGCUACCACUCACCUAUGUACACCAUCGUCCAACAGCAAACACAACCCAUUCCUCGCUACCACUCUCCUAUGUACACCAUCGUCCGUCAGCAAACACAACCCGUUCCUCCCUACCACUCACCUAUGUAA
Hypanus sabinus (Atlantic stingray) is the source of this 2328-nucleotide messenger RNA. RefSeq lists its product as uncharacterized. The coding region runs from base 1 to 2328 and encodes 775 amino acids. The transcript has a single exon. Lineage: Eukaryota; Metazoa; Chordata; Chondrichthyes; Myliobatiformes; Dasyatidae. The record is from RefSeq and is a predicted model, not a curated record.